GUAAUCGUAAAUUGGGUGAUGCACCGGUAAUUGUUGGGUCACGCCCACCACCUAAUGAUUCACUUUGGAGGAGUGUUCGGGAACAGGGGUUCAAUGUAAUGGUAUAUGAUCGAAACAUUGAAAAUCGUGAGAAGAAAGUUGAUGUAACAUUAGCACAUACUAUUGAUAAAGUAAUUUUCAGAAAAAGUCCCGGUAUAUUGGCAUUAGUCUCUGGAGAUAGUGACUUUGACCCAAUAGUAACAACUGCCUUCCAAUGUAAUUGGAUAGUUGAAACAUGGUUCUGGAAUAUGGGAAUGUCCGGUGAACUUAAGGACAAGACAAUUUUCACACCUCUAGACUAUCACUAUAAGUCCUUUUCGUGUGGUUUUGGUCCUGACUUUGGAAAGAGCGAUCGGGUUCUUGAGGUUAUUGGUCAUGCACUUCGGAAUUGGGGGAACAAAGAAAUGAUCGAUAUAUUCGCUCCUUUAAACGUAUUCGGUUGGUGGAACCGGAUAAAUGAUGAGACAUUUCACUUAUAUUUUAAUAAAAAGAUGCAAUUGCAAUUAGUAAAGAGUUGGAUAAAAAAUAGUCCACAUGAAUUACAAAUUAAGGAAAAAAGUUUUUUGCUUCGUAUACUUUGGGGCUGUUAA
Racocetra persica is the source of this 629-nucleotide messenger RNA. NCBI's taxonomy places the organism in Eukaryota, Fungi, Glomeromycota, Glomeromycetes, Diversisporales, Gigasporaceae. The record is from the annotation of a GenBank genome assembly.